UUAGUUUAGUGUUUUGUAAUAUACGGAAUUCUACGGAAAGGGAUUAAGGCCAAAUGUAAGCCAUGGAUUUACUCCAUUUACUACAUCCUGCCAUUAAUAAUUCAUUUUUUGUGUCCUUAAAAUGUUUAAUUUGCUUUAUGUAUGCAUAGAUAUUAAAGUGAGGUCUUGGUAGGCCAAUCAUUUAUUUGUCUCCUCUCUGAAAACGACCUAAACAGCUGCCUCCAGAAUGUCUUCAACAAGCCCAGCUAACAUUUUCUGUCACUGUAUUUAGAAAGUUGACUUUUAGCUGCAGCAUUUAGCCUCCACCCGACAUGGAGGAAAGCACGUGUAAACUGUUGGUGAAGCUCGCGCAGGAGGGACAGUUAAGCUCUCUGGAGGAACUGAUAUCGCAAGGUGGCUCGGUUGCAGCUCAGGCUGUCAGGAGCCAACGCUAUGGUCGCUCAGGGGACACCCUGCUACACUACGCUGCCAGAAAGGGACACCUGGACACCGUGGAGUAUCUAAUAAAGCGGGUAGGCAUGGAUGUGGAGGUUUACAAUAACGACUACAAGAGGCCACUGCACGAAGCGGCUUCUAUGAGCCAUCAGGCUUGUGUUAGCUACCUUCUCCGGGAAGGGGCCAAGGUGGACAGCUUGAAGAAAGCCGACUGGACUCCGCUGAUGAUGGCCUGCACCCGGAGAAACCUGGGCGUGAUUCAGGAGCUGCUGCAACAUGGCGCCGACCCCGCCCUGAAAAACAAGGACGGCUGGAACUCCUUCCACAUCGCCUGCAGGGAGGGCGAGCCGCUGGUCGUCCAGCACCUGCUUCUCGUCGCGCCGGAUGUCUGGAGGGCAGAGAGCAAGACGCGCAGGACUCCGCUACACACCGCAGCGAUGCACGGCCGUGAGGAGGUGGUUAGCAUCUUGCUGGAGAGAUGUGGCUACGGCCCAGACUGCACUGACAGCUGUGGAGUCACUCCUUUCAUGGAUGCCGUGAGGAACGGACACAUCUCUGUAGCCAGGCAGCUUCUAGAGAAACACCAAGCGUCUCCAACAGCGGCUGACCUACUCGGGGCUCAGGCGGUGCACCAGGUUGCCGUCACAGGCCAGGAGGAGGCGCUGCGGUUCCUGGUGCGAGACCUAAAUAUAGAUGUGAAUCAGAAGGCCACUGACAUCCAGCUCACUGCGCUGCAUUACGCUGCAAAGGAAGGCCACACAUGCACCAUAAAAACUCUGCGAGAGUUGGGGGCAGAUCUUCAUGUUCAAGACAAAAAGGGCAGAACUGCUCUUCACAUGGCCUGCAUCGGGCAGCACGCCCAUGCCGCCAGGACACUCCUGCAGCUUGGACUCAAAGACUCAGAGGACGCAUGUGGCACGACAGCAAUGGAGUAUGCCAGGAAACCAGACGUAGUGCGAGUGUUUGAACAUGGCCUAGCAGACCCACCGUAACGUGGCAUCAGGUGUGCAGGGUGCCGAUUUGUAAAGAAAAGAACCUGAAACCUCAAAUGUGAUUUAAAUCACAAAAUCAAUUUAGGGUGUAAUAAAUCUCACCUCAAAAUG
This is a messenger RNA of Pungitius pungitius (ninespine stickleback), 1538 nucleotides long. It is a transcript of the gene ankrd16, whose product is annotated as ankyrin repeat domain 16. The transcript is spliced from 7 exons. Gene Ontology annotation, molecular function: protein binding. Gene Ontology annotation, biological process: protein localization to ciliary inversin compartment. Lineage: Eukaryota; Metazoa; Chordata; Actinopteri; Perciformes; Gasterosteidae. The record is from RefSeq and is a predicted model, not a curated record. Bases 312 to 1427 code for a protein of 371 amino acids. Gene Ontology annotation, cellular component: ciliary inversin compartment.